AAGGGCGGGGGGAGCAUGGCCGCGCUGGUUCGGCUGGAGGCGAGGCUCUCGCGGCUGCGGGAGGAGUAUUUCCUCAAGAACAGAUCUGUGGAUGAAGACAGAAAAACAGUGUACAAAGCUGCUGUCAAAAUUCAGAGCUGGUUUCGAGGAUGCAGAGUCCGAGCCUAUCUGAGAUAUCUGACCAAAAUGGCGAUUUCUAUACAGAAAUGGUGGAGAGGUUAUCAAAGCAGAAGAUACUUCAGAAAAAUGAUUAAGACAGCAUAUUUUAUUAUGAAGAUGAAUUUCUACAAUGAAAUGGCUGUCAGGAUUCAGAAGAGAUGGAGAGGGUAUUAUGUCCGAAAAUAUACCCAUAAUUACUAUGCACUGAAGAAGUACCUGGGAGCCAUUUCUCUGAAUAAUGAGAUUGUCAGGAAUGAGCUCCAAGAGUAUGCAGAAAUGAAUGAAAAGGAAAAGAAGAAGAAAGACCUAGAAAGGAAAGAAAAGGAAAAGAAAUACAAAGCCCGAAAGAUGCAUUACCUCCUUAGCACUGAGCAGAUUGCAGGCAUAUACAAUUCACCAUUCAGAAAAUCCCCAGAUCCGAUGGAACUACUGCUCCGGCAGUCGAAGCCAUUGAGCCACAAGCAGCAGCGAGUGAAGAGUCCCUUCACAUAUGAUCUCUAUGACUGGCCAACUUGUAAAAGACCUCCAACUUUCCCCACAGGAGAGGCCCUGCCACCCAUUGGCAGACAGAAACCUCAGGGGCCUUUCCGUGAUACCGCUGAAGUAUUGCGGCAACGCUACAAGCCUUUGGAACCAACACUGCGAGUGGCAGCACCAAUCAGUUCACCACUAGAGAAGGCCAGAGAGGAAAUGAGAAGGGAGGAAUGGAGAAAAUGUAUACAUGACAAUGAAUUUUUGCCAUUUUCUUCAUAUCAUAAAAAUGAGAAGUAUGACCUGUCAAUUCAUGCAUCAGAAAAAAUUGGCAAAGAAACUUACGGAAUUAAGCAUUUCCGAGAAGUACAGCCUAAAAAGUGGAUAGCAGGCAAGGACUUUCAAACUGUGUUACCAUCGAUUGUUCUCUUCGAGAAGUUUGGAAAAACUUACUCAAAAGCUGGACAAAUAGUGUAAUCAUUCUGUAAACUAUGCAAUAUAUACCCGUUUCAUCA
Messenger RNA from Lagopus leucura (white-tailed ptarmigan), 1145 nucleotides. RefSeq names its product spermatogenesis associated 17 (gene SPATA17). The record is from RefSeq and is a predicted model, not a curated record. The transcript has 11 exons. Gene Ontology annotation, cellular component: spindle pole. NCBI's taxonomy places the organism in Eukaryota, Metazoa, Chordata, Aves, Galliformes, Phasianidae. The coding region runs from base 16 to 1107 and encodes 363 amino acids. Gene Ontology annotation, molecular function: protein binding. Gene Ontology annotation, biological process: spindle organization; establishment of meiotic spindle localization; mitotic cell cycle.